Messenger RNA from Gavialis gangeticus (Gharial), 2544 nucleotides. RefSeq names its product component of oligomeric golgi complex 7 (gene COG7). Bases 75 to 2384 code for a protein of 769 amino acids. The record is from RefSeq and is a predicted model, not a curated record. Gene Ontology annotation, biological process: intracellular protein transport; retrograde vesicle-mediated transport, Golgi to endoplasmic reticulum; Golgi organization. Lineage: Eukaryota; Metazoa; Chordata; Crocodylia; Gavialidae. Gene Ontology annotation, cellular component: COG complex. The transcript has 17 exons.
CGGGCCGGGAACGUUGGUCGGGCGAGCUCGGGGCCGGCUCCAGGGAGCCCCUGCUGGGGCGUGCUGCGGCCGGGAUGGAUUUCUCCAGGUUCCUAGCUGACGACUUCGAGGUGAAGAGCUGGGUGAACGGGGCCUUCCGAGCCGGACAGCAGGACGCGCCGGGCAAGGUGGACGCGCACGCGGCCACGCUCGUGAUGAAGCUGCAGCUCUUCAUCCAGGAGGUCAACAACGCAGUGGAAGAAACAAGUCACCAGGCGCUUCAGAACAUGCCGAGAGUCCUGCGGGACAUGGAAGCCUUGAAACAGGAAGCAACUUUCUUGAAGGAGCAAAUGAUCCUUGUGAAAGAGGAUAUUAAGAAAUUUGAAGAGGACACAGCUCAGUCAAUGCAGGUCCUGGUGGAGAUCGAUCGAGUGAAAUCCAGAAUGCAGCUGGCUGCCGAGUCACUCCAGGAAGCAGACAAGUGGAGCACGCUGAGUGCAGAUAUUGAGGAGACCUUUAAAACUCAGGACGUGUCUGUGAUCUCUGCCAAGCUAACCAGCAUGCAGAGCAGCUUGGCAAUGCUUGUGGACACACCGGACUACUCAGAGAAAUGUGUGCAUCUUGAGGCACUGAAGAACCGGCUGGAGGCCCUGGCCAGCCCUCAGAUUGUCGCCACAUUCAAUGCUCAGUCUGCAGAUCAGGCCAAAGUGUUUGUGAAAGUCUUCACUGAGAUCGAUCGGAUGCCCCAGCUCCUUGCAUAUUACUACAAGUGUCACAAGGUGCAGCUGGUGGCAGUCUGGCAGGAUCUUUGUCAGAGCGAUUUAAGCCUGGAUCGGCAGCUGACUGAGCUGUAUGACACUCUGCUUGGAACAUGGCACUUGCAACUCCAGUGGGCCAUGCAGGUUUUCAAGAACCCCCACGAAAUCGUGACUGUGCUGGUGAUCCAGACGCUAGGGGCAUUGGUACCUUCCAUCCCUGUCUGCCUCAGCACUGCAAUGGAGCGAGCAGGUCAGGAAACAAAGCUGACGAAGCUGCUGGAGCUCUAUGACACCACCCUGCACUUUGCACAAGGUCUGGAGGUUGCGAUGCUGCCUAAUCUACAAGAACAUAACUUGGUAAAAGUGAUGGAACUGGUGGAAGUGGUAUAUGGUCCAUAUAAGCCCUAUCAGCUGCAGUAUGGAGACCUGGAAGAAGAAAACCUCCUCAUCCAGAUCAGUGCAGUGCCCCUGGAGCACUGGGAAGUAAUUGACUGUGUCCAGGAGCUGAACCACUCAGUGAACAAAAUCUUCAGCUUGGCUUCUGCAGCCAUCGACAACUGCAUGAAACUCACUGAUGGACUGGGCGUGUGUGGACUCCUCAAGGCCCUCAGAGCUCUUUUUGCCAAGUAUGCAUCUGACUUCACCAACACUUUGCAGUCUGUACGGAAGAAAUGCAAACUGGAUGAUAUCUCUUCAGAUUCCCUCUUCCAGGAGGACUGGACUGCAUUCCAGAACUCCAUCCGAAUAAUAACAACUUGUGGCGAACUCCUUCGGCAGUGCGGGGACUUUGAGCAGCAGCUAGCAAACAGGAUUUUAUCCACAGCUGGGAAGUACCUCUCUGACUCCUACAGCCCCUGCAGUUUGUCCGGCUUGCAGGAUGUCAGCCUGGCUGACAAGAAGAGCACAGGCAAGAACCCCUGGCAAGAAUUCAAUUACCUUCAGAAAGAGAACCCAGCUGAGCAUGCCAGCCUCUUGGAAACCCUCUACACCCUGAAGGAGAAAGGCACAAGUAACCACAGCCUGCUGUCUGCAUCUCGAACUGCCCUAACCCGCCUCAACCAGCUGGCACACCAGUUGGCAUUCGAUUCUGUUUUUCUUCGCAUAAAACAGCAGCUGUUGCUCAUUUCCAAGAUGGAGGGCUGGAGCUCGGGUGGCAUUGGCGAGACACUAACUGAUGACCUACCAAACUUCAGCCUGACUCCCCUGGAAUACAUCAGCAAUAUUGGGCAGUAUAUCAUGUCCCUGCCACUGCAUCUCGAGCCGUUUGUUACACAGGAAGAUUCUGCUUUGGAAUUAGCAUUACAUGCUGGAAAGCUGCCAUAUCCCCCAGAGCAAGGGGAUGAGCUGCCCGAGCUGGAUAACAUGGCCGACUACUGGCUGGGUUCCAUUGCCAGGGCCACGAUGCAGACCUACUGUGAAGUGAUCCUACAGAUCCCAGAGCUCACUGUCCACUCCACGAAGCAGCUGGCCACAGAUAUCGAUUAUUUAAUAAAUGUGAUGGAUGCCCUCGGCCUUCAGCCAUCCCGGACACUCCAGAACAUUGUCACGCUCUUGAAGACCAAACUGGAAGACUACCGGCAAACAGCCAAAAGCAUGCCCCGCAGGUUAGCCAGCACCAUCGCCACCAUGAGAGGCCUGGAGUACUGAUGCGGAGGCUGUAACAAGCUGCAGCUGCAGAUGGUGUCCGGACCUUGUCUGAACUGAAUCUUUUCUCCGCAAAAGUUUCUGAAGAUUAUGGGACCUGAUUGGGGGAAAGGGGGUUUAUUUGUGAAUUGUUUUAAUAAAGGUCGUCCUUUGGCAGGGUGAA